AUGUCCUCUUCAGAUGGAGAAAGCGUGUUUUUAACACAAAACAAGUUUAGAGAAGUUGAUGAACAAGAAAACAACACGGAUGGCAUUCUCAGUGAUAUUUUGGAUUUGGAAAGAGAACAUCCAAAAAAACAACCGAAUUUUGACCUCAAAGUAGAUAUUUUUUCGGAUAUUUCUGACGAGGAACUUGUUAAGGCCACCCAAGACAUAGAAGGAAAAGAAAAUAUUGAAAGGUUUGCACGGCUCAAUCAAGAAGAUUUGGAUAAUUUGGUUAAGAAAGGUUUAUCGAAGAAAACAGAGCAAAAGUCAAAGUGGGCAAUGACUCUAUUUACGAACUGGCAAAAUGAACGAAAGUGUAUGUUACCAAACCAUGAUACAUUUAUGUAUCAGGAUAUUAUGAUAAUGAGUGAUGAGGAAAUCAACAAAACAAUGAGUUUCUUUGUAGCUGAAGUGAGGAAUAAAUCUGGAGAGGAUUACAGACCCAAUAGCUUGUAUGAAAUUGUGUGUGCAAUUCAACACAAAUUACGACAUGAAGAUGAAAGAACUCUCUGGGCGAGGCAUGGGGAUAGAGCGAAACGGGCAGAGAUCAUAACUGAGGCUCAAGAAGAUGAAAUGUGGUCCAAGGGAGUUUUAGGAAGAGAUACACCUCAAAAACUCUUAGAUACUCUACUGUUUCAACUAGGACUACAUUUUGCACUACGAGCAGGACAGGAACACAGAAACUUGAGGGUUGGGACAAACAGUCAGAUUUCUCUUUCCAUGGAUGCAUCUGGACUGCGAUAUCUCGAAUAUAGAGAGGAUGUCUCCAAAACAAAUCGCGGUGGGCUCCAGCACAAAAAUCUGCAACCUAAAGUUACCAGAGCAUACCAGAACAAGAAUGUUCCCGAGAGAUGUCCUGUGCUCACGUAUGAAAAAUAUCUGCAUUUAAGGCCUGAAGCUGGUAAAACCAAUGCUCUCUAUUUGCGACCUCUGCGGUACCCCACAGAUUCCACUUGGUACGCCGACUCUCCUGUUGGAGUACACACUCUUCAACAGACCGUCGCAAAACUGUGUAAAAUAGCAGGAUUUACUGGCCACUACACAAACCAUAGCCUCAGAGCAACCGCCGCAACACGCCUUUACGAUGCUGGCAUUGAUGAGCAGCUAAUAACCGAGAAAACUGGACACCGCUCGACAUCUGUUAGAUCGUAUAAAAGAACAACUGAAGAACAACAGCAAAGAGUGAGCAAAAUCAUUCACGGUGAAAAUCAGUGUGAUGUAGCUAUCAAGAAAGCCAAAACCGCAGCCGAAAGUGAUUCUAAUGUGUGUGCACCAGCUGGUGCUAGUGAAACUGAAAUUUCGUCUGGAAGUGUAUUUUUCAAAUUUAAAUUCUAA
This is a messenger RNA of Saccostrea cuccullata (small rock oyster), 1371 nucleotides long. Its product is annotated as zinc finger MYM-type protein 2-like. Gene Ontology annotation, biological process: DNA recombination; DNA integration. NCBI's taxonomy places the organism in Eukaryota, Metazoa, Mollusca, Bivalvia, Ostreida, Ostreidae. The transcript is spliced from 3 exons. Gene Ontology annotation, molecular function: DNA binding. The record is from RefSeq and is a predicted model, not a curated record. The coding region runs from base 1 to 1371 and encodes 456 amino acids.